GCGGCGAGCGGCGAGCGCAGCCAUGCCCCAGGCCGCCUCCGGGGCAGCAGCAGCGGCGGCCGGGGCCGGGGAGGCCGGGGGGCCGGCGGCGGCGGUCCGGGCGGGACGAUGAAGCGGCAGAACGUGCGCACGCUGGCGCUCAUCGUGUGCACCUUCACCUACCUGCUGGUGGGCGCCGCCGUCUUCGACGCGCUCGAGUCGGAGCCCGAGAUCAACGAGCGGCGGCGGCUGGAGCGGCGGCAGCAGGAGCUGCGGGCGCGCUACAACCUCAGCCAGGGCGGCUACGAGGAGCUCGAGCUCGUCGUGCUGCGCCUCAAGCCGCACAAGGCCGGCGUGCAGUGGCGCUUCGCCGGCUCCUUCUACUUCGCCAUCACGGUCAUCACCACCAUCGGCUACGGCCACGCGGCGCCCAGCACCGAUGGCGGCAAGGUGUUCUGCAUGUUCUACGCGCUGCUGGGCAUCCCGCUCACGCUCGUCAUGUUCCAGAGCCUGGGCGAGCGCAUCAACACCUUCGUGAAGUACCUCCUGCACCGCGCCAAGAAGGGGCUGGGGCUGCGGCGCGCCGACGUGUCCAUGGCCAACAUGGUGCUCAUCGGCUUCUUCUCGUGCAUCAGCACGCUGUGCAUCGGCGCCGCCGCCUUCUCCUACUACGAGCGCUGGACCUUCUUCCAGGCCUACUACUAUUGCUUCAUCACGCUCACCACCAUCGGCUUCGGCGACUACGUGGCGCUGCAGAAGGACGAGGCGCUGCAGACGCAGCCGCAGUACGUGGCCUUCAGCUUCGUCUACAUCCUCACGGGCCUCACGGUCAUCGGCGCCUUCCUCAACCUCGUGGUGCUGCGCUUCAUGACCAUGAACGCCGAGGACGAGAAGCGCGACGCCGAGCACCGCGCGCUCCUCACGCGCAACGGGCAGGCGGGCGGCGGCGGCGGCGGCGGCUGUGCGGGGAGCAGCGCGCGCCCCCAGGACCCGGUCUCGUGCGCGGCGGCGGCGGCGGCCGUGGGCGGCGGCGGCGGCGGGUUCCGCAACGUCUACGCCGAGGUGCUGCACUUCCAGUCCAUGUGCUCGUGCCUGUGGUACAAGAGCCGCGAGAAGCUGCAGUACUCCAUCCCCAUGAUCAUCCCGCGGGACCUCUCCACGUCCGACACGUGCGGCGAGCAGAGCCACUCGUCGCCGGGAGUGGGCGGCCGCUACAGCGACACGCCCUCGCACCGCUGCCUGUGCAGCGCGGCGCAGCGCUCCGCCAUCAGCUCCGUGUCCACCGGCCUGCACAGCCUGGCCACCUUCCGCGGCCUCAUGAAGCGCAGGAGCUCCGUGUGAGCGCUCCGCGGCGCCGGGCGCACCGGGGAGCCCCGGCCGAGCCGGGCGAGGGGCGGGGGGCUUCUCCCCACCCCUCUCACCAUCCUGCCCCCCAUCUCCGACUGUGCCUGCUCACACCAGCCGGCCGGAGCCCGGGCUCUGAGGGCCCCUGGAGCCCCCUUCCGGGCCCUGCAAAUUCCGAGAAAUGUGAAACUUGGGGGGAGAUGGGGAAGCCACGGGAAGGGAAGGCAGAAGCUGGGAGCCUCCCAGACCUCAGAGGCCCUUCUCGUACCCAGACCCCCGCCUCCUGAGGGGCUCCGUGUUUCGUGUUCGUUUGCAUCUCUAUUUAUACCUCUGUCCUGCCAGGUCUCCCCCCUCCCCUUGGCUCCGAAAGCCAAGGUGUCUUUGUCCGGGUCACCCCCACUGAAUCCCUCCCUCCCUCCUCAUCCCCAGCUGUGUCUCCCAACCUCCCACCCCUCUUGUGUUGUUUUGCAUGGCUUUGCAGUUAUGGAGAAAGUGGAAACCCAGCAGUCCCUAAAGCUAGCCUCCAGAGGGCAGGACAGACAGACGGAAGAUGGGCAGUUGGAGUGGAAAGGAGAGUGGAGGAGGCAGUGGCUUUCCAGUCUGGAGGGAGGGUCCAACUGGUAUGGGAAAGCUAACUGACCCUCAGCCACUUUCUCAUGAGAGAUGGAGGGGGGGGCAGACGGAGUCCGACCUCGGGGAGACUGCCCUUGGGAUCUGGAACAGAAAAUUCCGGAUUUGCCCUCCCUGGCCACUGUGGAUAAUCACUGGCUCUUAAAUUUGUGGAGUGAUUUUUAGCCUCCAAAACCCUGUUCUGGCUACUCGUGUGUGAUUCUCUCAACAACCCAGUUAGGUGGUCUGGGCAAGAGUUCUCGCCCGUUUUACAGAUGAGAACACUGAGGCCCAAAUGGGUGCCACAGGGGACCCAGAAAGCAAAAGAUAAAGGUCCUGGCCUGAGUGGGCUUCCCUCCAAGCUCCUCAGUCUGCUCUCGGAAGCAAAGUUCCUGCCGUGCACACCUUGGCCUGAUGUGGGCAACUGGGGCUCAGACCAGAACCAGAGGCUCAGCCUCUGCUACUCUUGGCCAGGAGGCAGGGGGUGCAGAGUGGGCCCCGGGGGCAGGGCAGGGUCCCUCGUUUCUCGAUUGCUGACAAACUGGGAAAUCCUGGGUCCAAGGGAAGCAGAGCUGGGUCUCACAGAGGAAAGGCCAGGAGCUGAGGCUCCAGGGGGUUCAGAAUCCAAGAGAGCUAGCGGGCCUCUCCCGCUGGGAAUUGUCCCUGGCCCCACAGCCAGUGUUGGUGCUAGAGAUAAGCCAGGGCUGUGGGGUGGGGCUUUGGACCUGGCAUGCCCACUGCCUACCCCACCUGUAAUCCGGAAGCCCAGGUGGAGAACAGCAGAUGGAGGGGUGCCCUCAGUGCCUCUUUGGAGACCUACGGCCAGAGCUGGUACGGUAGCUCAGGAUGACUCCAAGACGGGGUGCGUGGGCGACGGGCCGGAUGCCUCCCUCCCUUCUGCGCCCCUAGCGGUUCCCCUGUCGGCUCCUUAGCCCUGCUGAGCAAGGCCAGCCCUGGCACGUCGGGAAGCUAGAGUGGGGGGCCCACAGGGUGAUCAGCCUUGGACCCCACCCCAAGCAUAUCCCCCGGCUAAGCCCUGGGAAGGAGGAAGCCUGGCCCGGCUGUCUCUCUGCAGAGGAGCUGGCCGCCCAUCCGCCCCAGGAGAGCAGGGCCUGGGUCCUGCAUGGUGCCCUUAUGUGUGUGUUGGGGGGAAGGGGGAGGAGCAGUGCUGCUGGCCUCUGUCCUGUGUGUGACCCUGCCCUCGAGGGGUCCUGUCCCGUCAGUCCCGAGGGAGCCACAACCAAAGCUGCAGGGAGCUGGUGGGGAAGGAGAGAGAAGACGGCUCUGUCUCCUGCUGGGUCCCUCCCAGGGAGCUGGAAGGCCCACGUCACGUCCCCUCCUCGCCCCCUCCCACUGCAGGCAGCCUUUCUGCUUCCCCAAUGCCUUAUGCCUGGGCACACUGCCACAGAAUAUGCAAUAUGUGUGGGUGACAGGCCCCCACACCCACACCCCCACCCCGGGCAGCCCUGGACUCCAAAGGCUGUGGCGGCCACGGCCUCCCCCCUGCUCCUCCUGCCUAUCUGUCUUCACACUGAGAAUGACACCUAAUAAAUGCUGUCCAUGGAGACCAG
Molecule: messenger RNA, 3503 nt
Organism: Choloepus didactylus (southern two-toed sloth)
Lineage: Eukaryota; Metazoa; Chordata; Mammalia; Pilosa; Megalonychidae
Gene: KCNK3
Product: potassium two pore domain channel subfamily K member 3
Exons: 2
Coding region: 109-1320 (403 amino acids)
Biological process (GO): stabilization of membrane potential; potassium ion transmembrane transport
Cellular component (GO): membrane
Molecular function (GO): open rectifier potassium channel activity; potassium ion leak channel activity
Source: RefSeq, a predicted model, not a curated record